CUGUGUUGUGUUUGGUUUAGUAGGCUGAGUAAUGUUUUUGUGAAUCGUAGUUUUCAAAAUAAAGUAUAUAUUGUACGUAAUUACGGAUAUAUUUCUUAAAAGUGUGUGUAAUAUGUUUCACGGACUAUUUCAAUUUAUUAUCUAGCAAUCGCCUUACUCUAAACAUUAUUCUUUUAAAAUGUAUGCAGUUAUAACUUUGUUUUUCGUUAUUGUGGGCGUGUACUGUCAAUAUGAAUGGCAAGCCAGGGAUCCAUUCGACGAAAUUAGACUAAGAAUGGAUAAAGUAACAGCAGAUAAUUGUCCGAUUCAACACAUGGGUGAUUUACAUUUGCCAGAGGAUGCGUUAUCUCAUAAACCAGAUAUAAAAGAAGUGAAUGUAAACCCUGUUUUUCCUAACCGAACUGCCCUCUUGCACUUGCACAAUUUGGCUCUUACUAGAUCAUUUUUCUUCAGCUACAUUCUUCAAGCCAGAUUCAUAAGACCUGCUAUUAACGAUACAUACGACCCAGGAAUGAUGUAUUAUUUUCUCUCAACAGUAGCAGAUGUCUCUGCAAAUCCUUACAUAAAUGCAAGUGCUAUAUAUUUUUCUCCAAAUGCGGCUUAUUCACCAUCAUACAGAGGGUUCUUUAACAAAACAAUGCCAAAAUUUGCACCAAGGACCUUCCGUGCUGAUGAUUUUAACGAUCCCAUACAUCUAGAACGUAUUUCUACUCUUAACACAUUCAUUGUGAAGGACUUGGGAGGAAUACCAAAUAACAGCCUUAGCGAGGACUAUACGUCAGACUACUACAGGAUAAAUGACUGGUAUAAAUCUUGGUUACCUGACAAGGUGGAACGUCGACAUGACACCAAAACUACUUACCAAGUGGAGAUUCGGUAUGCAAACAACACAAAUGAAACGUUCACAUUCCACGGACCCCCAGGGGCUGAUGAGGUGCCAGGGCCUGUCAAGUGGACCCGACCCUACUUUGACUGUGGGAGAGCCAACAAGUGGAUGGUAGCCGCUGUGGUGCCCAUAGCUGACAUUUACCCUAGACACACCAGCUUCAGGCACAUUGAAUACCCUACAUACACUGCAGUUUCUGUACUGGAAAUGGACUUUGACCGAAUAGAUAUCAAUCAGUGCCCUAAAGGGCAAGGAAAUAGCGGACCUAAUCAUUUUGCAGACACGGCUCGAUGCAAGAAAGAGACUACCGAGUGUGAACCCAUUCACGGAUGGGGUUUCCGGCGCGGGGGAUAUCAGUGCAGGUGUCGCCCUGGGUUUAGGUUGCCUACUGUUGUCAGGCGCCCGUUCUUGGGGGAGAUCGUGGAGAGGGCUACAGCGGAGCAGUACUACAACGGGUUUGACUGUCAAAGCAUCGGGUGGAGACACAAAAUGCCGAUUCAGUGGAACAAGGCACCUACUUACAUAAGGGAAAAGUACAUGGACAUGUUUUAUGAGUACCGGAACGCAUCUACAGGCCCAGAGUCUCUACACACUACCAAGAUGAAUGUUGACCAGGCUCUCAAAUUUAUUUUAGGUGUCAAUAAGAGAACGUGCAAGAAUUACAGGAAGGAAGAUUUAAAUCUUCAUGGUGAUGUUAGUUUCGGAGCUGAAGAGUUCUUCGCCAAUGAAGCCAAAAUGGCAUUGAGAUUGGCAAACUUUAUCAGUGCAUUUUUACAAAUAUCUGACCCUAAAGAAGUGUAUUCAGGAAAGCGUUUAGCCGAUAAGCCUUUGUCUGAGGAUCAAAUGAUGGGCGAGACCCUAGCAAUGGUGAUGGGCGACAGUAAAAUCUGGGCUGCUGGAACGUACUGGGAGAGGAACAAGUUCACAAACAGGACAUUCUUUGCUCCUUAUGCCUACAAAACUGAGCUCAACACGAGAAAAUUCAAAAUGGAAGAUUUGGCAAGGCUGAAUAAAUCUGACGAAGUUUACACAACAGAACAGUGGUUUCAAUUUUUGAAGCAAAGGUGGUCAACUAAUUUUGAUUCACUGGAGAAGUUCUAUAUGAAGAUAAAAAUUAGAUUCAACGAAACUGGGGAGUAUCUAAAAAAAUACGAGCACUAUCCAAACUUUUACAGAGCCGCCAAUCUAGAUCACGGCUACUGGACGACCCCCUACUUUGACUGCUACGGGAGAGUGCCCAAGUGGUUUAUCACCUACGCUGCACCGUUUUUUGGAUGGGACAGUUUGAAAGUUAAACUGGAAUUCAAAGGAGUCGUGGCUGUGAAGAUGGAUCUCACUCAACUUGACAUAAAUCAGUGUUCUGAUAAAUAUUACGUUCCGAACGCGUUCAAAGACACGCACAAAUGUGACAAGAAAUCAUCUUACUGUGUCCCAAUCCUGGGAAGGGGCUUCGAGACGGGAGGUUACAAGUGCGAAUGUCUGCAAGGCUAUGAGUAUCCGUUUGAGGAUCUGAUCACUUACUAUGAUGGUCAGUUGGUCGAGGCUGAGUUCACUAAUGUUGUGCAAGACAGAGAGACCAGGUAUGACAUGUUCAAGUGUCGUCUGGCCGGCGCCGCUAGUCUCAGCUCCAGCUUGGGUCUGGUGACAGCCGCCCUGCUCGUCUGGCUGCUCCACCGCUAGUUACGCUCAGCUCCGAGCCUCUAGAAUCCGAGAUUGCUCCGAAUCCGCCAUAUUCUAACAAAUGUAUUUGCUGUAUAGCUUUGAAGUGGAAAUGUUUUAAACUUAGAAGUGAAUUUUUAACGAUAAACGUCCUAAAAAUGGUAUUACUCCAGAAAGAAAUAUUCCCAAAACCAUCUUUGAAACAUGAAAAAAUAAAAUUUAUACUUUUAAGAUUAUUUUAACUUCAGAGAAGUGUGUUACCUUACAAUGGUACAUAGUUAUUACUUAAAAAAUUUUAUGUAUUUUCUCUCUUUACAAAAAAAUAAUACAAUAAUAAUUUUUCACUAAUUUUAGAAGAAUGAAAACAUACAUUCCACAAUAACUAGUUUUUGUCUUUUUCUACGAAACUAGGUGUUUGUUAGGGUAAAUAUAAGUUUUUAUAUGUAUUAACAUUUCCAAAAUGUAAUUAGUUCAAAAAAAUUUUAUUGGGAGCCAAUAAUUUGGAUAUCCACUACAGAAACGAUUAUCACUUCAAGGAUAGAUUCAGGGUCUCUGGGUAGUUUUACCUGUUUGACAACAUUUUUGCUUUCCCAAACCUCCAUAUCUUUGUUCGUCUUUCCAUACUUCUAAUUCAUACUUCAUAAUCUCAUCUGGCUGGGUCACUCUUUCAUUAUUGCGGAUUUAAAAUGUGAAUGAUAGGGUCAAAAGAGAUUGGGGACCCACUUGACUGAUAGUGCCUUACAUUCCUGUCAGUACAUCCCUUACCUGUCUGCAAUAAUACUGUACUACAGUUACAGUUUACUCACUCACUAGUAUCACUGUAAUAUACAUCAAGUAGGAUAUUAUUUAGUGACUAACCGUAUCUCACUAGAAUCUCUGUAUAUUUGAUAUUUUCUGUGUUUUAUAUAUACUGAAAGUAAGAAAUAAAAAAUUAUGUGUUUAGUUAUUAAGUAAUUAACAGUCGAUUACAGAUUUUAAUAACACUGCCAAAACUUACAUAUUGAUUAAUAAAUAAAAUUAAAGGAUCUGCUGUUUUUAAUAAAAGUGUUAAAUAAUCGUAUAUUUUAAAAUUCCAAUUUUAAUAUUUUUAUAACUACUUAGUUUUUUUUGUAACUAUUUUGCUCUGAACACUCCUUUGUGGUUAUAAUUGUAUUAUUUAAAUAUUAAUUUGUUUUUAUAAAUUACCUGGUGGAUAGGUAAUAUAAUAAUUCAUUCCUUCACAAGACAGAAUAACCUGUAAAACCAAGUAGUCUUAUUAUUAAUAAUAGCGGCUUGUUAAAUUGUCACGUUGUAGGUUGUAGUAAACAUGUAUUAUUAAUGUGUAAAAUAAAUGCAACAAGACCAUAUUAUAAUACGAACCCAGUUACAAUGUUAAGGUGAACUCAGGAAUACAUUUUCUGAUUUUGUAUUACAGAUGUGUAAUACAGUACAUUUAUUAAAAUUAGAGCCCUAUUUAUUUGAAGAUAAUAAAUAUAAGGGUUGAAUGUUAACACAUAAAGAAUUUGAUACCGCUAGAAUAUGAUUAUACAUGUUCCAAUAUUAGUUUUACUGAUGGUAUCAAAUUAAAAUCUCUUACCAAUUGCUCCAAGAAUCUGCAUUCAAUUAAAGAAUAUUUACAAUUUUUUCAAUACAUUAUAAAUGUGUAUGUACAAAAUGAGUACAUGGUUUUAAUACUCAUGCAGUUUUAAGUAUUAUAUCUUCCAUAAAUUGAUCAAAUAUAAAUACCUGACUUUGUACUCACAUGUGUUAAAUAAUAAAGCUUAAUAUUGUUGAGUUUUAUUAAAUUAAACUCUCAAUACACUGACUUAUUUGACAUUUCACACAAAUUAAGUAAGUAACAUAUCAAAUAAUUGUACUUUUAUUGUAUUUACGUGCUUUUUUAUACACUUAGUAGUGAUUUUAUUAUUUCUCUUAUUUAAGUUACUUAAUCUAUUGCACUAAUAUUUUUAUUACCUGUUAUUUGUAUAUUUAUUCAAGUCUUUUAUGUAAUUAAUUGAUUGACAUUGGGCAGCCAUUAGCAAUAAUGUCAUUGAUUUUAUUCCGUCCAUUUUGAUUUGUUUUUAUUGUUUGUACUUUUAUUGUAGUGUUAGAGCUUUCCAGAUAAAGUUAAGUUUUGGUAAAGAUUGAUUUUAAAUUGUGCUGUUGUUGUUUAUAUGAUUCCAUUUGAUAAAUAUUAUUUAAAAUUACAUCCAAUGUGAUUUUAUUAGGAAUUUUUUUUUUUUUUUUUUUUGCACUUGUAAAACAUAUUUUUGAUAGUGCUUCCAUUUUAGUAAGUUAAUUUGUAGGACUAAUUUAAAAACUUACUAACUACUUAAUUGUAAAAAACGCACAUUCUGGUGAAAAAUUAUUGUAAAGUUACAUAAACAGGAGCUCAUUCUUUUUAAUUUGAACAAAAAUAGUCGCGUUAAAAGUUAAAUAAGGAUAAUUCUUGUGACUGAUCGAGUGUAAAUCAGCUGAUGUCCUUGAGUGUAAAUCAGCUGAUGUCCUUGAGUCGUGGUGUUAACAUGUUUCAUAUUUAUUUUUGUUUUCAUUUAAGAUUGUAAUAUCAUUGUUGCUUUGAUAUAGUAAACAUUUUUAAUAAAUAUAUCAUGUAACCUUGACAACAUGGCAUUUACUAAUUCAGUGAGUACAAAAUAAUUUGUAAAAUAUUAUAUAAAAAAUUCAACAUGUUCAGAAAACUAAAUACAAAUCUUUUUUAACAAUUAAUUGCUUAUUUGAUUAUGUAUAUCCAUAAUUUAACAAAACUGUUUACAACAAAUGUUUUAAUUGUAAAAAAUAGUUUCAAAAUAGUUGUUUUUGUAUUUUUGGACAGUAAACGAACAUAAACAUUAAAUUAAUUUCAUCGUAACUUGUCACUAUAUUAUUCUGGAUAUUUUAGUUUAUAACACUUACAAUCUUCUAACAUAUUAUACUACCUUAAAUACAACGUGUUAGCAAAAAGGUGUAGGUAUUAAAUUGAUCUGACAGUCAUGCUGUGAUAACAUUAAAUGAAGUUCAAAAGGUUAAUAUUGCUGUUGGUUAACUUACUUUUGAAUAAAGAUAAGGUCAGCUAGGAGAGAGGUAUUGCCAGGUUGAGCAUAAAAGCAAGUUUAAAUAGACAAAUAUUUUAUAGAAUUAAAUUAUUUUUCUAGAUUAAACAUUUGCAAUGAACAAAAUCGUAACUUUGCCUAAAAUUUCUUAAUAUAUGACUUGUGCAAUUUUAUUAUUAUAUUUGACCUUUCAUGUACUUUGUAAGUGUUUUGUAUAUAAUAUUAAAAAAGAACUAGUUGCAUGAACUAGGUAUGAAUUUUUGCAGUAACUGUGAAUGUGUAUUAAUACGUAACUGAAUAUUAGGUUUCAAGUUUUAGUUAUAAAAAGUUUUAUUAUUUUAAGAAAUGUUUAUCUGUUUUGUACAUGAAUUUGUAUUUGUACUAGUUUACAUUAUUGUUAUAGCGUAAGAAUAUAAUUGUGGCACAAAUAAAGUUUUAUACUUUUA
Homalodisca vitripennis (glassy-winged sharpshooter) is the source of this 6020-nucleotide messenger RNA. RefSeq lists its product as uncharacterized. The transcript is spliced from 14 exons. The coding region runs from base 179 to 2566 and encodes 795 amino acids. Lineage: Eukaryota; Metazoa; Arthropoda; Insecta; Hemiptera; Cicadellidae. The record is from RefSeq and is a predicted model, not a curated record.